CGGCGCACACUAAACAGCUUAGCAAUUCCAGUGGCACUUCCAAUGCUUGUCCUAGGUAUAAAAGCGAUGCGCAAGCCAGUCAAGAGCAACAGUUGUCGGCUUCAGCUUUCCAGACACAACCCUCAACAAGAAAAUCCUUCGCAGCGAUAUGGCCAAGUUUCAAGUGGUGCUAAUGAUUGCCUUCGGCCUGUUGGCCAUCGUCGGAGCCCAGCAGCAGCAGCAACGGCAGCAACGACAGCAGCAGCAGCAACAAUUUCAGCGCCAGCGUUUGAGCCGCGGACGCUCGCGUUACUUUGCUCGUCAGGAGUUGGCACCAGCAGCGGAUGCCGAUGCCGCCGUUACGCCAUAUCCUCUGGCCGAUGAACUUAAACCGGAAGUGCCAUUCGAUGAGGCAGCCGCUCCAGCCGCUGCUGAGCCGACGCCAGAUGCCGUCUAUGGGCCACCAGAUGCAGCGCCAGCACCCAACAAUGUGCCCGACGAGGUCUACGGCCCGCCCGAUGUCACUGGCAACGAUCUGCCCGCUGCCGCCGAUGUGCCUGCCGAGCAGCAGGCGCGUCUAGUGGCCGCCAGGCGUGCGGCCAAGCUGCGUCGUGCCAGCCAGCCAGUAGCAGCAGCAUCUGUCAGUCGUCGUGUCGUCUCCGCUGCGGCACGUCCGGCCAAGCUGAGCGCAGCCAGACGCUUCUAGAGAGAUUCCAGUGCAUCUGCUUGCGAGCUGCCUGAGCUGGGCAGUCGCAGAGUUAGAUUCCCCGCUAAAACCCAUGACGAUUCAAAACGACGAUACUUCGAUGAUAAUGAUGAUGACGGCAUGCAAAACACACACACACACACACGCACACUGCCACAACACAACACAGCACAAAACAUUCACUCACAGCGUAAAUAAUAUAUUACUUUGGAUUGUAUGAGAAUUGCAAAUAAAUUGUUUGGAAAUCAUAACAAAA
Drosophila sulfurigaster albostrigata is the source of this 941-nucleotide messenger RNA. RefSeq names its product transcription factor btd. The coding region runs from base 149 to 685 and encodes 178 amino acids. The transcript has a single exon. NCBI's taxonomy places the organism in Eukaryota, Metazoa, Arthropoda, Insecta, Diptera, Drosophilidae. The record is from RefSeq and is a predicted model, not a curated record.